AUGAACGCGGUCCAUGCCGGUGGCCUUGACCUGCCUCCAGGGUUCCAGUUCCACCCGAGUGACUAUGAGAUUGUUAGCCACUACCUGACAAACAAGGUGCGCAACACAGACUUCACCUACACCGCCUUUGAAGAGGUAGACCUAAACAAGACCGAGCCAUGGAACCUCCCGAUUAAAGCAAAAUGGGGCAAGAAAGAGUGGUACUUCUUCUACCAAAAGGACCACAAGUACUCGAUGGGGUUGAGGGCAAACCGAGCCACAAAGGCUGGUUAUUGGAAAGCAACAGGCAGAGACAAGGAGGUCUACAAUACCAUAGAAGGGGUGGUGGUGGUGGUCGGCAUGAAGAAGACGCUUGUCUUCUACAAGGGCAGGGCUCCUAGGGGCGAUAAAACCAACUGGGUGAUGCAUGAGUAUAGGCUUGACAGCAGCGGCAGGCUCCCUAGCCCCGCAUCCGCAUCCAACUCAGCCACCAACGGUGCGACAGCCAUUAAAGCUUCAGCUUCUGUUUUCAAGGAUGAGUGGGUGGUCUGUCGUGUGUUUGAAAAGACCACUGGGAUGAAGAAGACGACUGCACCGACAUAUCAGGUGGCCAUGGAUGGUGCUGAUAUUGAUCAGAAUCAGAACAACAUCCUGGCCAUCCCCAUGCCACUAUAG
Molecule: messenger RNA, 654 nt
Organism: Miscanthus lutarioriparius
Lineage: Eukaryota; Viridiplantae; Streptophyta; Magnoliopsida; Poales; Poaceae
Source: the annotation of a GenBank genome assembly